Suillus subalutaceus is the source of this 165-nucleotide messenger RNA. RefSeq lists its product as uncharacterized. NCBI's taxonomy places the organism in Eukaryota, Fungi, Basidiomycota, Agaricomycetes, Boletales, Suillaceae. The record is from RefSeq and is a predicted model, not a curated record. The transcript has a single exon. The annotation marks the transcript as partial.
UGUUCAACAGGAUGCAAUGGCCUGGCUGUCGCUUGCUACGCCGGCGCCGGGUUCACAUUCGGAGUCGCGCUCCCUUUAGCACCUCCUGCGGUGAUUGCAUGUAAUGUUGCCCUUGGGGGGUGUAUGGCAGCUUGUGCCGUGAUCGCGCUUGCACCCACUCUAUGA